AUGGAUCAAACGCUCUAUGGCAACGAAGCAGAUGUUGGGAGAUCGUUGCAGCAAUACCUCGAACAAGCGAAAGCACAACGCGAAGACUUCUUCUUAACGACCAAGGUCGGUCGCCACGAAGGCUCUGUCGAAAAGACGUACCGCAGCGUAUUGCGCAGUGUUCGACGCAUCGCGGGCGAAGACGGGUACGUUGAUCUGUUCCUCGUGCAUCGGCCCAUUCAGAGGCGCGAGGAGGUCUGGGUUGCGCUGGAGAGGCUGCUGGAGGAAGGAAAGACGAGGGCAAUCGGCGUCAGCAAUUUUCGAGCCGAGCAUCUGGAGGAGAUGAAGGGCUACGCCAAGGUCUGGCCGCCUGUUGUGAACCAGAUUGAGGUGCUUGUACGUUGGUCUGUUCAAAACGGCUUCGUGCCGCUGGUGAAGAGCAGCGACCCGGCAAGGAUCGAGGAGAACGCCAAUAUCUUUUCCUUUGAGCUUGACGAGGAGGAAAUGCAACUCCUCGACGACUUAGACAUGGGAGCGCAGGGCGCUCUUUUUCCUGCCAACGUUAACUAG
Molecule: messenger RNA, 549 nt
Organism: Colletotrichum chrysophilum
Lineage: Eukaryota; Fungi; Ascomycota; Sordariomycetes; Glomerellales; Glomerellaceae
Exons: 3
Coding region: 1-549 (182 amino acids)
Molecular function (GO): oxidoreductase activity
Source: RefSeq, a predicted model, not a curated record